Cheilinus undulatus (humphead wrasse) is the source of this 3336-nucleotide messenger RNA. Its product is annotated as cell division control protein 42 homolog. The transcript has 6 exons. The record is from RefSeq and is a predicted model, not a curated record. Gene Ontology annotation, biological process: small GTPase-mediated signal transduction; modification of synaptic structure. Gene Ontology annotation, cellular component: dendritic spine. NCBI's taxonomy places the organism in Eukaryota, Metazoa, Chordata, Actinopteri, Labriformes, Labridae. Gene Ontology annotation, molecular function: GTP binding; GTPase activity. Bases 88 to 663 code for a protein of 191 amino acids.
CUUCCGCAUAGAGCGAACGGGGUGUUUACGGGAAGCACCUGAACGUCUCAUAGCAUUGCCAACACUCCAACGGCUGAAACGGAGAAGAUGCAGACUAUAAAGUGUGUCGUUGUGGGUGACGGUGCAGUGGGAAAAACAUGCCUGCUCAUCUCAUACACCACCAACAAGUUUCCCUCAGAGUACGUCCCCACGGUUUUUGAUAACUAUGCAGUGACAGUGAUGAUUGGAGGAGAGCCGUACACUCUGGGACUCUUUGACACUGCAGGUCAGGAGGAUUACGACAGGCUGCGACCCCUCAGCUACCCUCAGACCGACGUCUUCCUUGUGUGUUUCUCCGUCGUAUCGCCCUCAUCCUUUGAGAACGUCAGAGAGAAGUGGGUGCCUGAGAUUACACAUCACUGCCCACGGACGCCGUACCUGCUGGUCGGGACUCAGGUGGAUCUGAGAGACGACAGCAACACUCUGGAGAAACUGGCGAAGAACAAACAGCGAGCGGUGACCUUUGAAGGAGCGGAGAAACUGGCUCGAGAACUCAGAGCGGUCAAAUACGUGGAGUGUUCAGCUCUCACACAGAAAGGACUGAAGAACGUGUUUGACGAGGCGAUCCUGGCCGCUCUGGAGCCUCCAGACACCAAACCUAAGAAGCGCUGCGUGCUGCUAUAGACACCACAACAGGAGAAAGAGGUGGAGGGAGGGGGAGGGGGGCGUGAAGGUGGUCGACAUGUUUAAACAGUGCCUUCAGCUGCAGUGACUUUAUGUGGGCGUGGAUUUGGAAGAAACAGGCUCUCCAUGGGUUUAUUUUCCUCACAGACACGUGUCGAUUUAACAUGACUAACAUGUGGUGAACUAACAAGGAAAUGUGGGUUAAACUAGGGGGGAGGCGGGUGUAGCAAUAAGAGUUUGAACCUCAAGGGUCUUAAAAAAUAGCAGAGGAUGGAGUAAAAAUUCAAACCGUGAAUGCCUUCAGAAAAUGUCGAGAUUUGUGUAUCAAACUAAGAUAAAAAUGUGUGAUGAUUUGAUGAUAUUAUGUGAUGAAAUAUGUGAAAGAUUUCAGUGGAAAAGCUACUGAGAUUGAGUAAACAGGAAAUCCUGGAUGUGUUUGGAUAAACAAUUUGAUAGUUCUCCUGAUUAGUUUUAAAAUAUCUGUAAGAGAGGAACCAGGCAUUUUAAAUGUCAGUAACUUUUACCCUCAGCCAAACACAAAACAAUCAAAUUUACUUAUAAUAAACUGAUUUAAUAUGAGGAAUAAAUCAACUGUUUCCAGGUCUUCACAUUUUUGUAAUUGCUAGCACGAGUUUUAAUACCAUACAAAAAAGUUAGUUUUGCAAUCUAAACAACCACAAACUUUUGCAUGUUUUUUUUUGAGGAAGCCUCCAAGAUCAAACCUUAUUUAAGCUUUUAAUGGUAUAGUCACUCUUUUAAAAAACAAAAAUCUAUCUGGACUUGCAUGUUUGAAAUAAGCAAUAUUUUACAAAAUGUAAAUAUAAAGAAGCAAGGGUUGUAAUCAAAAACCAUUGCAACUUAAAUCUUUGUUUCAUCUGGCUGUAUUUUCGAAGGCACGUUAGGGACACCUGGAAAAGUGAAAAAUAAGAAAUUAUCUGUUUAUUUUUAAGAAAAAAAAAUGAGAUUAUAAGAUGGUAAAUUUAUGAGAACCAAACUCAUAGGUUUUGAGUUUUAAAGGUUGUGAAUUUAUAAGCUUUGACUUAAUUUUUUGAGUUUUAAAGCAGGAAAAUAAGGCUUAAAAAAUUCAAAUUUAUAGCAACAAAAAUUUACGAAACAGUAAAGUUGUACAUUUUUGAGAAAAGAAACUAAAAGCCCUGGUUGAACCGGAGUUGGCUCCUGGAUGCCAGUAGUGUGUUAUUUUAUUUUGAAAUAGUCCCAGUUUACAUCACUGUCUUUUCAAAGUCUCAAUGCCAAUGUAUAUUUGAUAAUUCUGGGCUAAAAUCACAACUAUUUCCUGAAGAAAACAGUCUAUUUUCAACUUUAGAAUUUAAACAAUUCUAAGAAUUAAUUCUUGUAAAUGUAUGACAUUUUGAACUUAACAAAUGUUUUUCUAAUAGAGUAAAACAUCUGAGUUUUGUUUCUCAUCAAUUUCAUCUAAAAAAAAUUGAGUUGUUCUCAAAAAUCAAUUAUUUUUUUUCAUAUUUAUUUAUUUAUUUUUCAUUCAUUUUACCAGUGGCCCUAAUAUACCAUUGCACAUUUUUAAACUUACUUUAAAUGUCUGGAAUUUUUUACAUCUUGCCCAAUGUUUGGGACGUACUCUUUGGGAAAUGUGACUCACCAGUAUUUCAUGAGUGUUUAGCCAACAGGGUUUUAACCACAAAAAGAGCAGCAGAAGUAAUAAAUACACCUAUCUCAACAUGAAAAUGAUGCUCUUUGAUUUACAGAGAAUGUAAAAAGAAAAUAUAUAGAAAUAUUCUCAGCUGUUGGGUUUACUUGGGCAAAGUGACUCUUCCUCACUCUUCUCUUCCCUGUCAGAGUUUAAACUGUAAGGACCCUGGUAUAAAGGCAGCGUUCCCCUAAAAAUGCGUAAAUAACAUGUGAUAUCUUAAUUUAACAGCCUUUGCUGUUAUAUUAGAUGCUGUGAAAUAGAUUCCAGUAUAUUAAGCACCUGACCUUGUCAGGCUGUCCUCCCCUGCUUCAUCAUCUUCCUCCACUUACUGAAAACCAAGUGCUUGUUGGUGUGCUAGCACCUCCUAGAGGCCUUAAAGAGGAAAUGCUCAGUUAAAAGGCUUAUCUUUAGGUUUUUUGCAAACAGUUGAGGAAAUCAUCGUUUAAUACAUAUAAAUGAGACCAUUUAAACUCUAGACUCAAUAACGGUUCAUUCAGCACAGUCUGGUUGUUGUGUGAAUGGGUGAAUAAUUGAUCCUUGGACAACAUUAACAUUUUAACCUUUAAACUGAGCUUUUCUCCAUUAAAAUGAACAAAAAUCCUCCUCUGUUGUUCUUUUUUCCUCUGUUUUAGAGAUUUAACUUUAUUCUGAUAAUGGAUGGAUGAUUUACAAGUAUUAUAUAAAUAUAUUUUGCUUCUCAGUGUUUCUUGGGAACAAUAUUUUAGCCUUUUUUUUGGUUUUGAAACUAGAGUUUUUGUUUUUCUUGUUAGAUAUUUUUACUUUUACUUGACGGUUGAGUGCCAACAGUGUGAAAGAGAAGUACUGGCCUGGUUUGACAAAAUAAACGAUCAUGAUAGUAAGCUUCUAAAGGCAGAAAAAGCAACAGAUAAACAGCCAGAGCAAUAACUGCAGAUGUAAAAAAAAAAACUGCUCUGUAUCAAAAGAUGAAUGUUGGAACUGCUGGGUUUUGGAAAUAAUAAAAACCAUACUUGAAUGUUCCUUUA